Penicillium oxalicum is the source of this 1629-nucleotide messenger RNA. RefSeq names its product RNA-binding signal recognition particle subunit SRP54. Lineage: Eukaryota; Fungi; Ascomycota; Eurotiomycetes; Eurotiales; Aspergillaceae. Gene Ontology annotation, cellular component: cytosol; signal recognition particle, endoplasmic reticulum targeting. The record is from RefSeq and is a predicted model, not a curated record. Bases 1 to 1629 code for a protein of 542 amino acids. Gene Ontology annotation, biological process: SRP-dependent cotranslational protein targeting to membrane, translocation; SRP-dependent cotranslational protein targeting to membrane. Gene Ontology annotation, molecular function: GTP binding; ATP hydrolysis activity; endoplasmic reticulum signal sequence receptor activity. The transcript is spliced from 2 exons.
AUGGUUCUCCAGGAUCUUGGGCGGCGUAUCAACUCCGCCGUCAAUGACUUGACGAGGUCUAACAAUCUCGAUGAAAAGGCGUUCGAUGACAUGCUGAAGGAGAUCUGCGCUGCCCUUCUCUCCGCCGAUGUCAACGUCAAACUUGUACAAACUCUUCGCAAGUCCAUCAAAUCCAGUGUCAACUUUUCCAGUCUCCCAGCUGCGGUCAACAAGAAGCGCCUGAUUCAGAAGACCGUCUUCGACGAGCUUGUGGCAUUGGUCGAUCCCCAUGCGCAACCCUUUCGCCCCAAGAAGGGCCGCUCGAAUGUGAUCAUGUUUGUGGGUCUGCAGGGUGCGGGUAAGACAACGACAUGUACGAAGCUGGCUCGUCACUAUCAGACUCGUGGAUUUAAGACUGCCUUGGUGUGCGCGGACACUUUCCGUGCAGGUGCCUUCGACCAGUUAAAGCAAAACGCAACCAAGGCGAAGAUCCCAUACUAUGGUAGCUUGACACAGACCGACCCCGCCGUCGUGGCCGCCGAGGGUGUUGCCAAAUUCAAGAAGGAGCGCUUCGACAUUAUUAUCGUGGAUACUAGUGGUCGUCAUCGCCAGGAAGAGGAGCUCUUCACCGAGAUGACUCAGAUUCAGGAGGCCGUGACCCCUGACCAGACUAUUCUUGUCCUUGAUGGAACCAUCGGUCAGGCUGCGGAGUCUCAAUCUGCCGCUUUCAAGGCCACGGCCAACUUUGGUGCUAUCAUCAUCACUAAGACGGACGGCAAUGCUGCGGGAGGUGGUGCAAUUUCUGCAGUUGCUGCCACACACACUCCCAUCAUUUUCCUUGGUACUGGUGAGCACCUGAUGGAUCUCGAGCGAUUUGAACCGCGUGCGUUUGUGCAGAAGCUGCUUGGUAUGGGCGAUGUUGCCAGCCUGGUUGAACACGUGCAGGCCAUCACCAAGGACUCUAGCUCGGCCAAGGAGACCUAUAAGCACAUCGCCGAGGGUAUCUACACAAUCCGCGACUUCCGUGAAAACAUCACCUCUAUCAUGAAGAUGGGACCCUUGUCCAAGUUGUCAGGCAUGAUUCCCGGUUUAUCCAACCUCACGCAGGGCCUCGAUGAUGAGGAUGGUUCCAUGAAGCUUCGCCGCAUGAUCUACAUUUUUGACAGUAUGACUGCCAAGGAGUUGGACAGCGACGGCAAGACCUUUGUGGAACAGCCUAGCCGUAUGGUCCGCAUUGCUCAUGGCAGUGGAACGACUGUUCGUGAGGUGGAGGACCUUCUUUCCCAACACCGCAUGAUGGCUGGUAUGGCCAAGCGGGUCGGUGGACAGAAGAAGCAGAUGCAACGAGCACAGAAUAUGCUCAAGGGUGGCAACAACCAACAACAGCUUGCGGCGAUGCAGAAGCGGAUGGCUGCCAUGGGAGGCGCUGGCGGCAUGGGCGGCAUGGGCGGUAUGCCGGGCAUGGGCGAUAUGGCCAAGAUGAUGCAGAUGAUGGGCGGUGGCGGUCAAGGCGGCGGUGGUAUGCCCGGCCUUGGUGGCAUGGACUUGCAGAGUAUGAUGAGCCAAAUGGGUGGUUUGAUGGGCGGUCUUGGUGGCAUGGGAAGCGGUGGUGCCGGUGGCAGUGGUGGUGGCCGAGGUCGUGGUCGGUAG